AAAUGGCGUAACUUUUUGUGUUGACAAACAGUGAAAGAAAAACGUACUUUGUGUUCGAUUUGUUUAUCUCCGUACGUUUAUUUUCUGCUAUACUUUUAUAGCACUGACAGCUCGAGUUUUGAACUGAUAUAGAAGAAAGUAAGAUCAUGGAGAGGUAGACUGCGACUGAAAACGAAAGUGUGAGAUCAUUAUGAUGUCUGAGAAGUCCAAGUCAUCGGAUCAGUACAAAGUUCUCAGUGGAACUUGUCCGGACGAGCGAUGUCGUGCCAAGCUCUACUUCCCUGUGUUUGACAAGAGCGUCGAGUGUACCAGCUGUGGACAGCGUCACGAGAAAACAUCGCUACAGAACGUAACCGAGGUAACCGACACCAACGUAGCACUCCACAACCUUUUGCGCAAUGUCCUGCUGGGAAACGUCAAACCACAGAAAGGUCCAGAGAGUGUCAAGGUUCUCGGACUUUCAAAUUAUGUCUGCAAGCUUCUGUCACCAAUUUUAACCAAGCAUGGUAUGGAUAAGCAGACCGGGAAAGCCAUGCUGCUAACAGCAAUGGGUCAACCGGAAAUCUUUGACUGUGGGGUUCUGGGUGACCGGGCAUUCCUCAUCGACCCGGAACAUCUGUCUGUCGUUGGGUAUGGUCGGGAUCGAUCCGGGAGCCUCCAGUACCUGGCAGACACGCUGGAUAUUAUCAAAGAAGCUAACAGUGACCGUGAUCUCCUGGUUCCGAUUCACGCUGACGGAGACGGACACUGUUUGGUUCACGCGGUGUCACGUGCUCUCGUUGGUCGUGAGUUGUUCUGGCAUGCACUCCGCGUGAACCUGCUGAAUCACUUCAGAGGGGAGCUAGAGCAGUACAAACAGCUGUUCAAAGAUUUCAUCGACCGAGACGAGUGGGUCACCAUCAUGAAUGAGUGCGACCCGGAUUUCGUUCCCCCCGACAACGAACCCCUCGGUCUGCGGAACAUCCACAUCUUCGGUCUCGCCAAUGUCCUGCGUCGGCCAAUCAUCCUGCUUGACUCCCUGAGUGGAAUGAGAAGUCUCGGAGACUAUUCAGGUGUGUUUUUACCUGGUUUGGUAGCACCAGAAAAGUGUACAAAGGGUGGCAUUUUGAACAAGCCACUGUGUAUUGCUUGGAGCAGCUGUGGGAGAAACCAUUUUAUACCUCUUGUAGGGAUUAAAGGAAGUAGUGCGCCCAAGUUGCCCCGCUAUCUCUUACAGAAAAUCUGGGGCGUACCUAACACGCUCAUUGACCAGUACAUCGACUUUGACGAUGGGAUGUGUGUUGUUGGUGGUGAUAAAUCUCUCCAGGAUCGUUAUCUGCAACGUCUUGUUGCUGCAAUGGAAGAUGUAUUUUUUGAAAAAUACGAAGUUCACCCCAGUCUGGUGUCCGAUGUUCACCAGUUUGUUUACAAAACAUCAGGAUUUGUUGGCGCCAAGCUCGACAUGGUAAUCAAGGCCACACAGAGUGCGGUACAGGAGAACCGGCUGUACCGCUGUCUGCUGUGUGACGCAAUCAUCGAGUACCAGCUACCGGCCGAGUGGUUCCUGCACGGCGGGGAUCUGUACAACCUAGCGAUACAGGUGCACGGGGAACUCAUGGUCAACAAGAGAUAUUCAUUUCCAGACAAAGGUGCUGUGUGUAUGUACGACAAAUCUCGUGAUGAGCUCAUUCUUGAUCACCAGCAAAGUAAACUGAUGAAGUGCACGUUCUGUCAAGGAGACCGUGUACGGUUGGUGAAGGGUGAUGGUCAUGUGUUGUACGAGAACGGCGACCGAACUUUGACCCCGUCCUCCUCCACGAGGUGCACAUGUGGAUUCAAACACUUUUGGGAGGGAAAAGAAUAUGAUAACUUUCCAGAAAUAUUGCCGAUAACACUAGAGUGGAACGACAAGACAAUAAAAGAGCAAGUCGCGUGGUUCCAGUACGAAUCCGACCCAGCAAUGAACAGCAAUGUUUAUCAAGUGGCACAGAAUGUAGUACAGAAGCAUUUUCCAGGCGAGUUUGGUAGUGAGCGACUUGUGCAGAAGGUUGUGAGUAAAAUUCUCCGUCAGACGGCUGCCCCAGAACAAGUGAGCAAUGCCUGUGAAAUGCCACCCCCUGACCCAGUAGCCUGGUCCCCCGAAGCCUCAUCCAAAAUCAUAAUAACAGGACAACAGCAUAAAAGCAUCCACAAGGAGGAGCUGACGAUGAGUGAGACGGAGAAGACGAUCAAAAAGAAAAUAGAAACAAAUGCGCCGCUCCACCAGAAGAAAUCUGCCAACAUCCCGCGAUCGCAGUCGGCGAGCAGUGCCCUCCGGGGAGCAAGUCAGGCUUCUCGGAGCAGUCCAGAGAAGAAACCUAUGCCACACAACACGGGUUCAGCUGCCACUGCUGGGCAAUGUGACAACACGAGUCCAACUACCAUAGCACAGCAGUCUGGUUCAGCCGAGACUACUUCAUUGGCAGCAUCGACCACUCAGGAAGAUAAGAAGAUACGCAUCGCAACGUCCGAAGGAAAGCAGGUAAUGCUGUCACUGAAGGAAGACGUCACGUUUUCCGAGCUGCAGCAGAAGAUAUUGGAACUCGUGGGUAUCGCCCUGGAUGAGCAGAAACUGCGUAUUGGAUUCCCGCCCCGGGAACUGAAACCAGCCGAGUAUGAGAAUGACGAAAAGGUCAUUUUAAGACAUGGAGACAAGAUCACCGUGGAGACCGUUGCUAAGACUGUGGUGGUUCCCGAUGACAGCGGUCAGACUGGAUCUGGAGUAGAUGGGAAGUCGGACAAGAUGAACUGGAGCAUGUUUGAUGACAACAUCGCCGCGCCCGCCGAGAGCUUGCUACAGAGUCUGUGCAGAACGGACCACGCCGGGGCCAACAGUAUUGACAUGUCAAUUUCCUCACUGGCCAUGUUGGCAUCACUGUCGGGUCGCGACCUCUGGACAUAUGCACAGAGCAAUCCACAUCUGUUCUCGGUGGGUGGUCUAUUCUACAAACAGGUGGAGCGUGACCUUGGGCUGUCAGGUGGAAAACACUGUACCAUACCGUCACUCCCAGGCAAGGUAUUUCGAUUCAAUGCAGCUGACGAUCGUCUUGAGUUAUGCCUUGAGCCAUACGGUCACUUUCCUGUUGAGCCCGACAUUGAAAACAAGAUAAAAAACCGGUCGCCAGUGGUCGGCGACGGCAGUCACAACAUCAAGUUCGGCUCAAGUGGAGCCAUCAGCCGGGAUGAUAAAAACAUGGUGGCAUUCUCGGGUCACGGCCACUCGCUGAAAACGGCAGACAUCCGUAUGCCAGCUGACCUGCUGGAAACGUCGAACCGAGGGGCCAAGAGAAUGCAGACGUUGUGUGACCCGUCUAGUCACCAGGAUUCCAUCGCCGAGGAAACGGAUGAAGCAGAAACCAGAACAACCGAUGUCGACCAGGGUCUCGACAAAGAUCGGGGAGGUGUGCAGACAGGGGAGAAGACUGCGUAUCAGAAACUGGGACCCGGUUUUAGCGUGAUAAGCCCGGCAGUGAACACGGCCAACGAGCGCGUGGACGUGUUCCGGCAGUUGGUCAAUGCUAUUGAGAAAUCCGUCUCUGACUGUGAUGAGUUUUCUCAGACUUGUCAAGAUGACAAGACCAUGAGUGCCUCAACUUCCGCGGCUGUAGGCCUACCAGAAAAUCCAAAUACACAGCAGACGGAAAAUCCAGACGCACAGCAGACGGAAAACCAAGACACAGAACAGACACAAAAUACAGACACAGAACAGACGUCUCAGAUUCCAUCGACAGCUGACAAAGAAGAGCAGAUGGACAUGAGCUAGGAAUUUAAAUCCUUGUUACAAGGAAACAGGUUGCUAGGAUACAGGUUGCUAAGAAACAGAUCCCAAGGAUACAGGGCCCUAUUCCUUGAAAUGAUCUUAGUGCCAAGAUCACCUUAAGUUCAUAAAGUAGUUAUACACUUAGAUGAUCUUGGUGCUAAGAUUGCUUUGUGGAACAGGGCCUUAGGCCCCGUUUUAUGAAGCGAUCUUACCUCCUAUCGAACUUAGUUAUUUAAGGUCGAUUUUACGCUACAGGUCUUAAAAUUUACAGCUGUUCGAUGAAGCAACCAUAGUGCAAUUGUAAUCCCAAACUUGCUACAAUCAUGAUUUUAACUAAGGUUAAAAUCUUAGAUCGACGACAGUCAUUCUUCACACCUUUGUUUUGGCUUCAUACACAAUAAAUAUAACCUAUCCAAUGGUAAUUUUUUGAUGUGAUAUAUUUGACAAAAGGUACUUUUUAUAGCUUUCAUCUUUUGUUUAAAAUUAUGAAAAAAUAAAAACAUACCGAAAGUAAACUGCAGGGCACAAUAUUUUAUGCAAACUGCAAAUCGGUUAUGUCGUGACCUGUAGAUGUUCAGAAAUCAAAACUUGCAAACUUCACGAUUACAGGAAGUUUAUUAUACAGUUGAAUAUUGUAAUUUCGAGACCCUAAAGUGUGUCUAAUAUUCCGACAUGUUUUAGAUUGAUUUUUAGAUACUUGAUGCGCAGCAAACCAGUAGACAACAUUAUAUUGCAACAGUUUAACUUGCGACCAGUCUAAACUAAAUGUUCAGUAUAGAGUGGAGCCAAACGUUUUAAAGAAAUGUACACGGACCGCUGGGUCACCUGAAUUAUCUACUGCUAUUUUAUCUCUUAAAGGAAUAUAUAUUAAACAUAAUAUUUUACAAAUAUUGAAAACAGUUUCCACGUUAACAGUAAUCCAAAAGUGUCACAAAAGUUGAAAAAUACUAAUAUCGCAUAAUGAGCUUUAAAAAACAACAUUUGGAAUGUCACUAGUAUAGAAGUACCAUUGAUAAAGUGAAAGUAACUUGGCCACUGCAAAAUGAGAAAAGGAUUCUGGAAGUGUGUAUAUUUUGUUUUAGUAUUUGGGCUGGUAUUUAGUCCUUUUACAGUAUUGUUAACUUUAGCAAGCAUUAAAGAAUCUGUUUUAUAAAA
Messenger RNA from Gigantopelta aegis, 4933 nucleotides. RefSeq names its product deubiquitinating protein VCPIP1-like. Gene Ontology annotation, molecular function: cysteine-type deubiquitinase activity. Gene Ontology annotation, biological process: Golgi reassembly; protein ubiquitination; protein K48-linked deubiquitination. The record is from RefSeq and is a predicted model, not a curated record. Lineage: Eukaryota; Metazoa; Mollusca; Gastropoda; Neomphalida; Peltospiridae. Bases 191 to 3781 code for a protein of 1196 amino acids. The transcript is spliced from 17 exons.